UAUGUGUGUGAGGUGGUAUGGUUGCAAUUUUGGCCACAGGUGGCACCUCGCACGACACUUGUUUCAAUGGCUCUUCAGCUUCCACCGCUUGCUGCUUCUGUUAGGCGCUUCAACUCAAGCGUCUGCUCGCUCCCUGCACGUAAAGUUAGUACCUUUGCUUCUCUGUCACCACCCCCAAGCAACACACCCAACUGGGUCGAAGCAACUUCCACUUUCUUCGACCAAGACAAACGACCCAUCAUGUUGUUUGACGGAGUAUGCAACUUGUGCAACGGGGGUGUCAAGUUCGUUCGUGAUAACGAUCGAAACAAGACAAUUAGAUAUGAACCUCUUCAGAGUGAAGCGGGUAAAAUGUUACUUAGGAGAUCAGGAAGAGCUCCUGAUGAUAUCUCAAGUGUUGUACUUGUUGAAAAGGACAGAUCCUACAUUAAGUCAGAAGCUGUGCUGAAGAUAAUGGAAUACAUAGACUUGCCCUUUCCACAGCUAGCAAUUCUUCUUCAAUUUGUGCCUCUGUUAAUCAGAGAUUUUGUUUAUGACAAUGUUGCAAACAACCGAUACCUCAUUUUUGGUCGAUCGGAAUCGUGUGAAAUAUAGCAUCAUCCUGGCAUCAGUACUGAAGAUGAUAGUAACAUGCUAAGUUUAAAAACUGGGGUUCUUUAUAGUUGAAGUCAGAUCAUGUUGUCCUCAAAUCUUUUGAUGUUUCGUACACCACUGUAUAGAAACUAUACUUAUUGUUUUACUAUUUGAUAGAAGAAGAGAAGAGCAUCAAUUUAUAAUAAUAUUUUCUGUCCCAGAUGACUUUGCGAUGCAA
Molecule: messenger RNA, 811 nt
Organism: Cajanus cajan (pigeon pea)
Lineage: Eukaryota; Viridiplantae; Streptophyta; Magnoliopsida; Fabales; Fabaceae
Product: Putative thiol-disulfide oxidoreductase DCC
Molecular function (GO): protein-disulfide reductase activity
Source: RefSeq, a predicted model, not a curated record